This is a messenger RNA of Dalotia coriaria, 6065 nucleotides long. RefSeq lists its product as uncharacterized. The coding region runs from base 127 to 4962 and encodes 1611 amino acids. The record is from RefSeq and is a predicted model, not a curated record. NCBI's taxonomy places the organism in Eukaryota, Metazoa, Arthropoda, Insecta, Coleoptera, Staphylinidae. The transcript is spliced from 15 exons. Gene Ontology annotation, biological process: potassium ion transmembrane transport; regulation of membrane potential. Gene Ontology annotation, molecular function: voltage-gated potassium channel activity. Gene Ontology annotation, cellular component: plasma membrane.
CCAUAAAUUGAAAAUAUCAAGUAUUCGGGGGUAUCCAACGUUGCCAGUUAAUCAACAAGUUUUGAAAUAAUUCUCAAAUACGUGACAUUUAUUAUUAUUACAUAAAUAUAAAUAGUUCAUGCCAAAAUGAUGAAAAAAUAUCCCUUCGAAGAAAAAUCAGAGAUAUCAUAUCCGCAAUUGUUUAGUGUUGAGGAAGGACGCCUAAAACUUCAUUUUAUUGCGUUCAAUUUGCACUUUAUUUUAUUCGUUAUACUUUGCAAUCUAUUAGCACUUUUCAUCGCGUCAUUCACUUUGUUUUUUGAAGUGAAUUCAACGUGGGUUUUAUUCAUAAUUGAACUGGUUUGUUUCUUGGUAGCUGCAGGUGAUGUAACACUAAGUCUGGUACACUAUGUUACAAAGUCUUUAAUAAGUUACCACUGUUAUCAACGAGUCUCAAUUGUGUAUUUAAUUUGCAUGAUUAUUAUACUUCUGGCAACACUUGUGACUUUGGUAAUUCCUAAAACAAUUGUGCUUCUAAAAUGGCUCCAUUUGACCUUUACUAUAGCACGCAGUAUUUUAAAAAAUGGAUACAUAUUAAGGUUUUUUCUUCAUAGUGGUGAAGCCAUUGAUUCACACAUUCGAGUCAUUAUGGGAAUAUAUAUAGUGUGUGUCAUUAUGCUUAUUCAAUGGUUUGCUGCUUUGUGGUUCGAACAAUGUGAACAAUGUGUUGACUACUACAUAACUACUGAUACAGCACAAUUCUCAAAAUGGGAGAAUUACAUCACCAGUAUAUUCUUUGUGUUUGGGGGAAUUACAAACGUAAGCUACGGUGGUGCACCGCUGACCAAAACAAUCGAAAAGAUCGUUUUAAUCCUAUUGGGUGUUAUAUCAAUUGGCUUACUCAAAGGUGGAGCAUAUGCUAGCUUAACAGUGUUGCAAAUCAAUGCAUUUUAUUUGGAUCGCUUAACCAAACAUCACAGUAAUUUUAUAAGACACAAUUUGACACGCAACCCUAAUAUAUAUUCCAAUGAUCUACAAGAGGAAGUCGAAUUGUUUUUUGUAACUUAUCUUCCGAAGAUGAUUUGUAGACAAGAACCGGAGUUACUCUUGCAGUUACCACGUGGUAUCAAACUGCAUAUGAAGAAAGAUAUCUAUCGAAUGUAUUUUAAGAACUCGUUUGUAUUCAAACACAUGCCGAUAGAAAUGAUUGCUGAAAUAGCUGAUUCGAUUACCAUUCAAAGUUAUCCGAUUGGUUCAAAAAUAUGCGAUGCUAAUGGUAUCUUGGGUAGAAUGGUGUUUAUCGCAGAAGGUAGCGUACGCAUAAUGGCGGCCAACGAUGACGAGAACAUUAUUAUGAUAUUAUGUGUUGGAUCAUGUCUUGGUGGUUCUUUCUUAUUUCUGCCUCGUAAACCAAUUGUGUCAAUGUAUGCUGUGAGCUUUUGCACGGUGCACUGCAUCACUUUUCGAGACUUCUGGCUAAAAAAUGCUAAAAUGCAGAAUAGGAAUAAUUCUCUACAUAAACACUUUCAAGAUCAGCUACGUCUAGCUAGAAGAGAUAUUGAGUUUCGCAAACAGUUCAAUUUGCCGCAAGUGUCAUUUCAUGAAAUUAAAUCGAAGAUACCGACUGAAAUGCUCGUUUGGAAUUGUAAACACGAUGUACAUUUAAAGGGCAACUACUUUUUAAAUACGAUAAAGAUACGUUAUGAAGACCGCACAUUUUUGAAAACAACCGGAUUAAUGCGAUUCCGUCCUGGUUCAGAGCUACUUAAAUUCUGGACCAUAUUCAUGAUUGGAUUAGUUCUAACUGUCAUGCUUGUCUAUCCAAUUCUCAUUAUUUUUAAUCCGUAUCUCCACUAUCCACCUUUGUUCCUAACUUUACAACUACUCGUUUUGAUCUGUUACGCGUUGGAUUUGUUUGUGGAAUGCACAACUGGAAUAAUAUCAGAACGCGGAUACGAACUUGACAUGAAACUGAUUCUAAGGAAGAAAUUUUCCUCCAAAAUUUUUAUUAUAGACAUUGUUGCAGCUAUACCAUUCGGAUUCUGUCUAUAUAUUUUGUUUCACACUGGUUUUUUGAAGAUGAAUAUACUAAUUUUCAAGUUAUUGCAAUGCCAGUGCCUUAUCAAGGCUGUUAAGCUUCCAUGUUAUUUUCGCCGUUUGGGAAGGAAUGGAAAUUGUGACAGUAUUUUUAAAAUGGUGGUCUUACUUUUGUACUUGAAUUAUAUCUGGAUGUGUAUUUACUAUUUUAUAUUUUAUGAUAGCAAGGAAAGUAGUUGGAUAACAGUCCUUCCGGGAAACUUAAAGGAUUACCAUAGACUGUUUAUCAUUUACACUUAUACUCUAACUGUUUCUACUCUCUCCGAUUGUUAUCAUCUCUCAAGCGUGACUGAAAUGUAUUUUAUAUUGUGGCUACAAUUAUUUGGUAUUGUUUUCUACAUUUAUUUCUGGUCGUAUGUCACUAGCUCCAUUAUUUUAAACACUAAAUCCAGAUUUGAAUAUUUUGAGCAAAUCUAUAACCUGAAAAAAUAUCUAUCUAUUUUAAAAGUCCCAAAUAUGAUACAAAAUCAAGUAAAAUACUUCCUCACACAACAAUGGUAUUAUUAUUCAGGCAAUGUGGAAAACCAAUCCUUUGAUUAUCUAUCAAGUAGGAUCAUUUAUCAAGCAAAAACUCAAAGAUACUUUGACAUUCUAAAACAACAAGUAAUUUUCUCACCUUUGCCAAAGCGAGCAAUCAAUGAACUAGCUGUGAAGUGUAAGCCUAUUUUCUGUCCGACAAACAACAAUUUUCUGACAAGAGGCGCUGUAGUUGAGCACAUGUACAUUAUCGAAGAAGGAACCCUUGAAGAAUCAAUGUCUUAUAAAGACUGGGUACGAUACAUCUGCUCGGGUGUUAACUUUUGUCUCAUAGAAAUGUUCCUGGAAAAACGCUCUCACUUGACUUACAAAGCAGUAACUGACGCGAUAAUUAUAUCAAUCUCUAAAAAAGAUAUUGAUGAUGUUUUUUAUAAGUGGAACAAGCCGUUGAGCCACCAUCUGAAAACAACCGUGAAUAAAUUCGCGCAAAGUACAGAGGUAUUCCGAAUAUUUAAUGAAACAUUCAAAGAAAAAGAAGAAAAAGUGGCAAAGACAAAGUUCAAGUCCUGGAAAACUUUUUCCAAACACAAAAAGAAUAAAAGCUGCAUUGAUUACAAUCGAUCGUUAAAAAAGUCGUACCAAUUGAGGAUAUGCAAAUAUUUCAUGAUGAGACGAACAAUUUUACCGGAUGGACAGUUUAUAAAAAAGUACGAAAUAUGUUUCUCAGUUAUCCUAAUCUUUUCGAUAAUCGCGCAUUCGUCAAUGUUGCUAAUAAUGGACCUAUCUCACUAUUCGUUGUUUUUGUAUAUAUUUUUCUUUAUAUUUGGACUGGUGGAUAUGUUCCUUAGAUUUCACAUGGCUUACUAUAACGAACAAGGAAUUCUUGUUACACAUCCAUGGUGCACGGCAAAAAAUUACAUUACAACAAGCUUUUUGAUUGAAUUAAUCGCUCUGGCACCGGUUGAUAUCAUUUUGCACUCUAGAUCAACGAUUCUUGAUGAAGAUAGAAGUCUAUCAACAGAUCAUUACCUGAAGUUUAUAUUUUCGUUUAAUAAACUGCUGUACCUUUAUCGGUACAAAGGAAUUUAUUAUCUAAGCAGUGGAAGUAUACAUUUGUUAGAUGCUUAUCGUAUAGCAAUGUGGGUGAUUCCUUUGCUGGUAGUUUUCCUAAACGUUUUGACAAUGACGUACUUCUAUGUGAAUUUGGAUUUGAAGUUAAACUAUAAUGAAAUAGAACGAUCCUCGUGGUAUUUUGAUUACGACAUACUGGAGUUAGGCAAUAUGUAUAUUGAUGGCUUCUUUUGGGUUACUAUGACAACAUUGGGUUGCCUGCCUUUGCGUGCUGAUACUUAUCCCUGGAUAUUGCCCGAAAUAAUUAUGAUGUUUAUUUGUCUUUUAUUCGGACACAUUGUACUGAUGAAGGUUUUAAUUCUGAUUGUGAAAAUUUACAAUUGCAAGCACAGUGCCCUCUGGAAUAAUCUAGUACAUUCUCAAGAAUUAAUAAAAUAUAUGAAGAAAGCCAAGUUGAAAAGUAUACUUGUAAAAUGGACUAUUGCCCAUCUUGAGUAUAACUGGAAUCAAAAAGUUGGUGCGAAAGUUUCAUUGAUGAAUAAUUGUCAUGGUGCCCUUCGAAAUGCGUGCAUGAAUCACAUCUAUAGCAAGCUUUUCUUUAAAAUGGACAUUUUUAACGCUUAUGCAAAUACAUUAUCCAGUAUACUUGGACCACACUUUAAAUCUGAAUAUUUUGCCACCCAGGAAGCGAUCAUUGAUUUCAGUGAUAUAAUUCCCGAUCUGUAUAUUGUUUAUAGCGGUGAAAUUUAUGCUAUGAACGCAACACGCACAAUUCAAGAAGUUUUGCCCGCUGGAAGCAUUUUUGGCAAUUUUGAUAACUGCAAGGCAACACGUUGUAUGAUGUAUUUUAUAUCCAAGAAUCCUGUCCACAUUUUAAAAAUUGACACUUUGCUGUUUUAUCAGUUAAUCGAGAAUUGUGGCGGUCUUAAACAAGUAAUACAACGACGCCUUGUCCAAGGCAAUUUGUCAUACAUCAAAAAUGCACUAGAUUCCGAAUGUUUGCAAGAAGUGGUGCAUGCAUUAAUAGAGAGCAACGUGCGAGAGUUGGUACAAUUCGCAUGGCAAAAGUAUAAUGUAAAAGUUAUGCAACCAAUUCGAUGGUUUCUGGAAUUUUGCUCAUUUGCAUCCGUAUAUUGGGUACUAUAUAUUUAUAGUUUCUCAAAGGAUUCUCUGAAGUACAUAAUAAUAUUUUACACGUUUGACGCCCUAUUUGCGCUCAAUUGUAUCCUGGUAAAUUUAGAGAAAAGAUUCAGUCAUGGAGCUUCUAAACAGAUUUUCCUACAUUAUAUCCGUUAUCAUUUAUUUUAUAUUGUCUUGGAAUACUUCCACUUGAAUUAAUUCCGUACCUCACUGAAAAUUACUACUGGAUGAAUUUAUUCCGACUAAAUCGUGUUCUGAGGUUAAUCCAGUACCAUUUUUUUAUGAAGGAAGUGUUCAAAUCUCUAAGAAUUGACUUCUCACUAUUAAUUGUUGUGAGCAGCAUUGCCAAUAUCUCUUUGUUUGUGCACAUUUGCAGUUGUGUGGUGUAUUUUUUCGCAUGUCCGGAUGGUAUAUGUACUCCAGAGUCCUGGUUGGUGAUUAACGUUGACUCCGAUGAGAACGAAUAUAUAAGUUGUGUGUUUUAUGCAAUUUCGAUUGUCACUCAAUCUGGAUUCUCGACAUUAUUUCCAAUUUUGACGAAAGAUCGAUUGGCAUGCGCUCUGAUUGCUUUAAUUGGUCGAAUGUUGUUGUUUAUAACAAUUGGACAAAUGUUUAUGUCUUUUAGAUUCCUCAAACAAAGUUAUUUAUUCUUCAGCUAUAAAUACAUGCAUUUAAAGAAAUACCUUCAGUUUACAACAAUAUCAUCUUCCAUGAUAAAAAAUCUUUGCACGUACUUUAAAAAUUUAUACACACAUCAGCACGGAAAUCAGAUACCAAUUUUAAUACCACAAUUGCCAUCGUACAUGCAAUGUGCAUUGAAGAGUUUAAUCUAUGGUCAAUAUAUAUUUAAUAAUGUGAUCUUUCAAGAUUGUCAUCAUGAUUUUCUCCGACAAAUGAUGUUAUUCGCACGUCUUCAAACUUGUUUUCCAAAUGAUGUAAUAUGCCAUGCUGGGGAGAUUAACGAGACGAUGUACUUUAUAAAGGAAGGAAUUGUUCAGAUUUUCAAUAUAUCUAAACCAAAUGAAGAAACGUUAAUUGAUGAGUUAAUUGCAGAUGACUCUUUUGGUAUUGUGCAAGGUUUGUUUAAGAACAAACCGCAUUUGUUUACGUGUAAAGCAAAAACAGUUACAACUUUGCUUACGUUAGAAAAAAGAAAAUGGGAUCAUUUACUAGUAUUUUUUCCGUCGUCAUCUUACGCUAUUUAUCACCAGUUUAAUGUAAAAUAAAUCCCAAAUGUAUAUUGUCAAAUUGAAUUAUAACUGGCAACAUUGUAUAACUGAGCAAAUAAAUACAAACUCCCA